Molecule: messenger RNA, 429 nt
Organism: Miscanthus lutarioriparius
Lineage: Eukaryota; Viridiplantae; Streptophyta; Magnoliopsida; Poales; Poaceae
Source: the annotation of a GenBank genome assembly
AUGAACAUGUGCUCCAAGUGCCACAAGGAGAUGAUAAUGAAGCAGGAGCAGGCCCAGCUGGCUGCCUCCUCUUUUGAUAGCAUUGUCAAUGGCGGUGAUGGUGGGAAAGGACCUGUAAUUGCUGCAACUGUAGAUGUGGCAGUUCCUCAAGUUGAGGAGAAGACUAUUGUUGUGCAGCCUAUGCAUGUAGUUGAAACCAGCGAGGCUGCUGCUGUAAUCCCGAAGGCCAAGGAAGGCCCAAACAGGUGCACAACCUGCAGGAAGCGUGUUGGGUUGACGGGAUUUAACUGCCGAUGCGGGAACAUGUACUGUUCGGUGCACCGCUACUCUGACAAACAUGACUGCCAGUUCGACUAUCGAACUGCAGCUAGGGAUGCGAUUGCCAAGGCCAAUCCUGUGGUGAAGGCGGAGAAGCUUGACAAGAUCUGA